This is a messenger RNA of Lactuca saligna, 339 nucleotides long. The record is from the annotation of a GenBank genome assembly. Lineage: Eukaryota; Viridiplantae; Streptophyta; Magnoliopsida; Asterales; Asteraceae.
AUGAUUAGAGUAAAGUUAGUGAGAGUGGUUCAUCCUGUAAGCUGCUUAGGCCUAGAGAUUGCUUGUUGGAUUGCUCUUUUCAAGGGUUCAAGGUGCUUACUUUCAGGGGAUCAUUUACAACUUCCUCCGACAAUUCGAAGUGUUGAAGCUGAAAAAAAAGGAUUAGGAAACACUCUUUUUAAACGCCUUGCAGAAUUAUAUGGAGAUGAUGUCAUGUCUAUGCUGACUGUGCAAUAUAGCAUGCAUGAACUUAUAAUGACUUGGUCUUCUAAAGAGCUUUACAACAAUAAGGUGUUGAGAAGUCUUCUUCUUCCACUGAACCUACUCUUCUUCUCAUAG